AAAAAAGGGAGGAGAAAGAUGGGAGUGUACAUACAACUCUUGCUCUUCUACACAGUGUAAAAAAGGGGAGGGGACAACAAAACAAUCAAGAGAAGAGAAUCUCUGUUACCUUCUCAUUCCUCCUCUGGAGCUACUGAAAACAGCAACAACAACAACCACCAACUGACUGAGACUUGUCACAUUUCAGAACUAGACAGUUCGCAUUCUCCCUCUUCAAAACACGACAUUUAACCCCCUCCACCCUGUGGCCAUGGGAGAAGACUCAUCGCACGCCGAGCGCCUCAGCAACAGCAGCAGCAUUUUGGUCAACCCCCAGCAGUACCAUGCACAGCAAGACAACAUGGACCUCCUGGUGCCCAGCUUCAGCCCCAGCUCUGCUCCCUCCUCCCCCACUGACACCCUCUCCAAGCUGGGUUUGAAAACCCCCGGGAGCCCCGGAAGUCCCACCAGUCCCAUGGCCAGGGAUCAGGUGAGUGCCAUCACAGUGGUGGCUCUACUCGACAAGCUGGUCAACAUGCUGGAGGCGGUGCAGGAGAACCAGCUGCGCAUGGAGCAACGCCAGGCUGACCUGGAGGGCGCCGUGCAGGGGGUCCAAGGCGACGUGACUCGCCUGUCCAAGAACCACACCAGCACGUCCAGCAGCGUGAGCAAGCUGCUGGAGCGCUCGCACAAGGUCAACACCCACAUGAAGGAGGUGCGGGAGCGUCUGGACAAGCAGGCGUCGCAGGUGAAGCGGCUGGAGGCCAACCAUGGACACCUGCUCAAGAGGAACCAUUUCAAAGUACUAAUUUUCCAGGAAGACAACGAGAUCCCCUCCAGCAUGUUCAUCAAGGACUCCCCCAAGACCCGCCAGGCCAGCCAGCUUGAGGACGACGCCCCUGCGGCACCUGCCCCGUCUGUCACCGGCAUAGAUGCCGACCGCUCUCAGGAGGAGGGUCUCCAUAACAUCAGCCUGUACUCCUCCGACAAUGAUACCGGGGGUCUCCACGAGGACGACGAAGCCCUGGAGGGAGAGGCAGAGCUGGGCCUAGAAGCGGCCCUGCCCUCCUUCGAGAGAUCCAGAGCCGACCGGCUGAAGCGCUCCAGCCUGAAGAAGGUGGACAGCCUGAAGAAGGCCUUCUCGCGCCAAAGCAUCGAGAAGAACAUGACCAGGAUCAGCACCAAGAUCGUGCCACCCGCGAGCCGUGAGAAGAUCAAGAAAAGCUUUACACCAAACCACCCUAAGAGUCUCGCCGCCAAGAGCUCUUCUUUCAAGGUGUCGCCCAUGACGUUCAAUGUGAAGAAGUUGCGAGGCGAAGGGGAGGCCUCGACACAGCCCGGAGGCUCGCCUAGCGGGCAAGCCCACGUGGAGAUCCCUCCCUUGGGUAGCAUGGAUGGGGAUCUGCCCCUGGCCGAGGUGUACUCCCAGGAAGGGCUGGGUGUGGAGGGGGGAGAGGAGCUAGCUAGUCCUUCUACCCCUGGGAGCGUGCAGGCCGAUUUGACCAUCAAUGGAGAAGCGGGGAGCCUUGAGUGUGAUCUGACCAUCGAUCAUCAACCGGGGCUUGCUCUCCCGGAGCAUGAUGACGAUAUGGGGGAGGAGGAAGAGGUUUAUGAUGAGGUAGAGGAGCAGGAAAGCCUGGUGGAGGUAAAGGACCCCAUAUCUGCUGUAGAGCAAGCUUCAUAAUCUCAUCCCUCAUCUUUUGCUCCUCCACAUUCCCUGGGUAUUUUAUGUUAACAUGCCAAAACUGUAGUCAUCCCUCCAUCUUUCCAGCCUACCAAUUUCAAAAAAAUAUCAAGCCCCAGUGCUAACGAGCCCCUAACCAUUCCUGGCCCUCCAAUGCCUCCAGCCCUGCAUGUACAAUUAAUCCAAGAGAUCCAUGGACAUAUCCCAGAUCACCAAGCUUCCAUUUCAGAGAUCCUGAUUUAUCAAGAGUGAUCAAGAUAUCCUGCAUCAGUUGCUCCUGCUUGGUCUGUAUAGCUACCUACCCUUCUUUGGGGUUACCUUAGGAAAAGAACCAGCAAGCCAAGCGACUAUAACUCACCUUCCCAACUGGAACCUAGGCUUCUGAACAGCACAUCUCCAGGAUGCUGAGCCAACUCACUCUCUCUGUUUAUCUGUCUUUGCAUGGGCCUCUCAGUCUGACGGAUAGUCUCUUUGUUCUCCUGCCUCGCUUGAAUGCCGGUAAAUCCUUGGCAAAGAGGGUAGAGCCCACAGCUUGGGAAGGGUAGCCCAUUGCCAGGUUGUCUGGGCAUUGGUAUGGGGCGGUAGCUACGUUUCUAAAGCAAGGUCGGUGUAAGGCUGAGGUUUGUGACAUAUGCAUUUGACCAAGGUCUGGAUGUAACCAUAUAACCCGAGUGCAGGGUAAAAAUGGAGCCAUAGCAUUAAGGCAAUUUCAUGCCAUCCCUACUUUAGUUCAUUUAUUUGCCAUAAUAUAUAUACUCAUCAGACCUCUCAUGACAAAAACAGCUUGAAAGUGGUAAGUUAAGGGAGGGUAAGUUGAUAUCUCUGUAUUAGGGUAAGGUCUACUGGGAGCACUAUUGAGACAGAGGAUGACUUGGGACCUUAAGGCUCUACACUGGGACUUUCCUAAACACCCUAUAUCAGGGCAAUCAUAAUCUUACGUUUAUGUAUAUAUUUGAUUAUAGGGAGUUAAAUAUCAGUAGGCAUAACGACUUAUAUAAAAUCAUAUUUGAGUACUGUCACCUGACUUUCAUAAAUAUACUGUAAAAAUUGUAAUGUUGGAGUUGAUUACGUGUGCAUUUGGUGCACCUAAAGUUGGCAUAGCACUCACAUAAGCAAUGUUGACACAUUCCUAUAUGGUUGAAACACACAUGCACACAAACACUAGAUUAACUAGCACACAUUUACAGAGGCACCCACAAAGACAAUCACACACACACUCAUACACGCACGGAAUUCUUCAAACUUACACUGGCUGUUGUGGGUAAUUGCCAUGCUGGAGUGAGGAAUUCCUGUUUUGGAAGCCCUGUUGAAAAAAACAGCAUAGACCAGCAUAGGCUGGUGACCAGCCUUCAUUGUUUGGACACUGGUCACCAGCAUUCCAGCAUAUGGUGGCCACCCGCAAAACCUGCAUCAAGUUACGUUAUGCUGGAUUUGCAAAGUGAUGUCUAAUUCCUAAUGGAAUCCAGCCUGAACGGGGAUAUCCAACAAUUUGAAUGUUUAUUCACCCACGAUUUGCAUUCAGAAUGAUUGCCAGGGUUUUGCCCUCAAAACAUCAAAUCAAGCUUUAUUUAUGCAGCACAUUUCAGACAUGGAAUGCAACGCAAUGUGCUUUAUGGGGGGACAAAUCAAAAAUGAUAAUAUAGGUGAAAUAUUUACUACACAACAAACAUAAGAUAAAAAACUAAAGAAUGGUACAAAAUAAACCAAUGGCUGUGCUGUGUAGGCAGUUCAGGAGGAGAGUCAAAGGGUUUUUCUAAAAAUGAUUUUUGAUUAGGCCUAAUCCAAAAAUGCACUCCUGCGUGCGGACUACCCUAAAGCUUUUGUUCUGUUCAGUUCAGUUUGAGAAGGAGAGCUCAAAGAUGACGAGGACCAGAGGUCAACUUUGAUUGCUUGCUACUACUAUAAUUUAUUUUAUUAAAAACAAUGUUACUUUUCCAUUCUGAAAGCGUUUUGAUCAGAGUUAUUGGCCUCAAUCAGCCAGAUUCGAUUGUGGUGACUGAAACUUGAAACAGCAGCCGUGGCACAAUCAAUUGGAAAUUGACAGCUAAUGGUGCUGAAAGUAGGCAAAUUUGAGUAGGCAUAAUUAAUUUGACUUUACUAACAACAAGAGGACUUUGUGUUGGAGCCUAUUUAUUCAUAUUUAAGAAAUAAGAGGUAGGCCUACCUGUUUGGCAGAUUAAAUUAGGCAAUAGGCUGCUAUAUAGAUAUAUUUUCUCAGUCAAUUACACGUCAGUGAAGGGGGUAUGAGGGUAUGCCAUAGCCCUACUUUUUAUGAAAGAAAAUGGCAAAAAGCACAAGCUUACCUCUUGUUAGUUUAAUAUUUUAAAACUGAUCCAAUUAUAUAACGUGAUAUAUUAGAGCACUUUGGUCCUUGAUGCUUUUUGCAUUGUUUCGUGUCUUUGACAUUCAGAGGCUGAGACACAACCUUCUAUAGCCAAGGACCCCAAAAAUAUACUUUGCUUGGGAAGUAAUUCUAAUUCUCUCUAUCAAUUGAUUAGGCGAUUCACUUUCUGUACAAUACAUGUUUAAACCCAGGAAACUUUCAGGGAAACCGUUGUGACCAUCUCUCGUUGAGUUAAGCCACAGAAAAGGGAUAUUUUUUUCUCAGACCUGCAAAUACGAUGAUAGAUUCAUGCAAUGCUUCUACUAUAAAGGAGAUCUUUCCCCCCCUACUCUCUUCCACGGUGGUCUGUGAACCCACAACCUUCUGGCCAGCAGCCCUGUGGGUUAUCAAAGUUCCUGCAUUGCUAUGUAAUGUUUACAGGAAGAAGAACACUUUCUAAAACUGUUUCUAGAAGGCUCCGGUCUGUCCAAGAUGUGAGGAUAAAUGGUAUAGACAUGUUCUCCGCUAUCCACUUUGUUUAAAUUAUUAUUAGGGGUAUUUUCAAGCAUUCAGGGAGGGUUUAAUUGAAAUGUAACUGAUGAACUGUCCAUAUUCAUUUCAGAAAGAUCCCAUUUUCUCAAUUGUAACCCUUACUACAAAAUAAUGUUCACCACCUAAACUGGAACAGUUUCAGUAACGGGUGAAAUAAGUUCAACUAAGGUAUUGGGUUAGUAUGCAUGUCAUGUAUCUUUGUGUAGCAUAAGAUAAAUUAAUUGAUUAAUUAAAACAAUCAAUGUACAUGCAAAAACACAGAUAUUGAAACAAACUAUUCUAGAAAAUCAAACUGCAAUAUAGCAUGCUGGGAAAUAUGAUAAUGAUGCCCGUAGUUGAACAGACCAGCUCGUCCAGCUAGACCAUGCUAGACCAGCCAGCAUACACUCCAAAGAAGAAGAAAAAAGGUUUUGCCAGGGCUUAGGGUAAUAUUAUUUUUCAUAUUAAGAAUUCCCUCUCCACAGUGUUUUCCUUUUAUGCCAUGAAAUGCUACACUGUUGCAAAGUUCAUUUAAUUGCAUGGUACACUAUAGGCUACUGAUUGCAGUGAAAGGAAGGUAAACAACAAGUUACUGAUUUUCUACAGCUGAAUGAAGGUGUUAUUGCUGUAAAAGGAUAGUAUGCUGCUGAAUGCUGGUUACCUAUGAUUAUACCUCACUUGGGAUUUUAACUCAAACUCUUUGUUGCUAAUGACCUGAACUUCCUGCUACACCACCAUGACCAUGUGCAUGACAGUGCUUGGCCACAGAUUUAAAUGGCAAGAACAAAAUUCUGUACACUGCUAGAAGCUGCCCAGAAUCAAGUCCAUAAUUGUAUAAUUAUCUGACAACACCAAUGUGAAAAUAUCAGUCCUCAGGGACAUUUGAUGUAAUGUGUGCAUAAAUGCUUUGGGGAUUUGAACUUAGAGGCCUUUAGGCAGAAGUGCAUUAAUGUUUCAACAGUGCCACCAGGUACAUCUUUGGUACCAAGAACAUGUACAUUCAGAAAGUAUUCACAUCCCUUGACCUUUUCCCCAUUUUGUACAGCCUGAAUUUGAAAUGGAUUACAUUGUGAUUUCUUUUGUGACUGGCCUAACACAAUGCACCAUAAUGUCAAAGUGGAAUUAUGUUUUUAUGUUUUUUUACAAAUUCAUUACAAAUUAAAAGCUGAAAUGUUUUAAGUCAAUAAGUAAAUCAACCCCUUUGUUAUGGCAAGCCAAAAUAAGUUUGGGAGUAAAGAUUUGCUUAACAAGUCACAUAAUAAGAUCCAUGGACUCACUCUGUGUGCAUUGUGUUUAAUGUGAUUUUUGAAUGACUACCUCAUCUCUGAAAAAUACCAGUGGUCUGGGGCGGCAGGUAGCCUAGUGGUUAGAGCAUUGGAUUUGUAACCGAAAGGUUGCAAGAUCAAAUCCCCAAGCUGAUAAGAUAAACAUCGGUCUUUCUUUUCCUGAACAAGGCAGUUAACCCACUGUUCCUAGGCCGUCAUUGAAAAUUAGAAUUUGUUCUUAACUGACUUGACAAGAAAAAUAUAUUUGGGGGCAUGGUCUAAUAUGUGUGUUUGUGCCAACUAUCAGUGGAAGUGUUGUACCAGUUUAAGUGGUUGAUGGUUGUGGUCAAACAUGGUCCGUUUUGCAGUUGUUGUAAGAGCAUGUGACAUUAAAUAAGAACUUUCCUGUUAAAAGGUUACUUUGUAAUUUACAGUAAAUUCAUGGAAGUUAGUUAUAUGAAUAUUACUGAAUUUUGUGCCGCUGAAUUGACAAAGCGCUGUCAGUUAUUGUAAAAUUCACAGCAACUGCUAGGAACAUACUGACAGUUAGGUUGCCAGUUAAUCUAUUGUAAAACGCACAGUAACAUAUUUGCAACGAGCUGCCAGUAGCUCACUGUAACUUCAAGGAACUUUUCUGAUUACAAGAACGCUUAUGACAGGUGAUAACUAUUAUGUAGUCUUUUGCAUGAGCACACUUGGGACCCAGCCUCACCUGGCAUCAACAUCUAUGUUGGCAGCAAAAUGACCUUCCUGCCACACAAUCAGGUCAAUGAGUGUGAUAGAAGCCAGCCAAAGUAUGUUUCUGUGAAUUCUACAAUUACUACUUGCAGCAAGCUGACAGUAAGUUGACAUUUAAACAUGAACGUCACAGUGACCAACUUCCAUUAACUUACAGGAAAAUGCACAGUAACCUUUAACAGUUCAGCUCUUAUUUUGUCACAAGCUCUUACAACAUAAGUAACAUUAUUUUCACGGACUGACUCUGUGUGCAAUACUAGUGUUUAAGAUGGUUUUUGAAUGACUACCUCAUCUCUAUACCCCACACAUACAGAUAAUUGUAAGGUCCCUCAGUCCAGCAGUGAAUUUCAAACAGAUUCAGCCACAUAGACUGAGGUUUUCCUUACCAAGAAGACAGUGAAUAUUUGAGUGGUUUUGACUUAAAUCUGCUUGGAAAUAUAUGGGAAGACCUGAAAAUGGUUGCCUAGCAAUGAUCAACAACCAAUUUGACAUAGCUUGAAGAAUUUUGAAAAUAGUAAUUGGCCAAAUGUUGCACAUGUGUGCAAAGCUCUUAGAGACAUACCCAGAAAGACUCACAACUGUAAUCGCUGAUUCUAACAUGCAUUGCCUCAGGGUUGAAGAUUUGUUUAAUCAAGAUAUAUAUAUAUAUAUGUGUUUUUUUAUAUUUCUAAUGUUGACAUUAGAAUAUUUUGUGAAGACCGUUGGCAAUUUUUUUUUUUACAAUUAAGUCCUUCUGAAUCCCACUUUGUAACAAAAUGUGGAGAAAGUCAAGGGGUGUGAAUACUUUCUGCAUGCACAGUAGCCAAUAAUUUGGGACAUUUUGAAACAAAUUUUCUUCAUGUCAUAAUGUUUUUUCAGAGCUGUCUAAAAUACAAUAGAUUUAUUGAGAUGGUGCAUAUUAAAAUAAUGUAUUAGACUUUAAAUGCAGAUGUUCCAAAGGCGAGCAUCAGCAACUUGUAUGAGUGGAGGCCUGGAGAUGCUAAACAUGUUUGUUACUUAACCGUCAAUUACUGUGAGACCGGCAGUCUUUCGCAUGACAAUAGCCGGCUGACAAAAUUUAAUGACCACUACAACCAUAGUCACAUGAACAGAUCUAGUAUUGUAGCAGGAAAUUCAGGUUGCUGGCAACUGAGGAGUUGUGAGUUCAAAUCCCAAGUAAGGUUGACACCAAAGUAAUCAUAAUUUUACUGGUUGGCAAAACCACGCCCAUCAGUAUCAUAUUUCCCAGCAUUGCAGUUAGAUUUUAAGAAUAGUUGUUUUCAAUAUCUGUGUUGCAUGUCCAUUGAUUGGUUAAGGAAUACAUUAAUUUAUGUUUUGCUACACAAAGAUAAAUAACUAAGUUAAUCCAAUCUUUUAGUUGGACUUAUUGCACCCGUGACUGAAAUGGUUGUUCGAGUUUAGUCUAAUUUUGUUUAUCUUUCUGACACUGGCAGUCAUUCUAAAUCCACUCUGGAUGGAUUCCAAUAGGAAUUAAACAUCACUUUGCAAGCCAGCAUAAUGUAACUUCUUGCUGGUCACCAGAGCCUGCAGGUAGCGAGGGGAAGUUCCUCAUUGUUCAGUAGGUGAGCACCAUGGUUUUGUAGUGGAUGUGAGCUUCAACUGGAAGCUAGUGGAGUGUGCGGAGGAGCGGGUGACAAGAGGGAACUUGGGAAGAUUUAAAACCAUGCGGGCUGCAGCAUUCUGAAUUAGUUGAUAGCACAAGUGGGGAGCCCAGCAAACAGCGAGUUGCAGCAGUCCAGACGGGAAAGGACAAGAGCCUGGAUUAGGACCUGCACUGCUUCCUGUGUGAGGUAUGGAUGUUGUAGAGCAUGAGCCUGCAGGAGCGGGUCACUGCUUUGAUGUUUGCAGAGAACAACAGGGUCAUGCCAAGGUUCUUUGCACUCUGAGAGGGUUACACUGUGGCGUUGUCAACCGUGAUGGAGAGGUCUUUGAGCAGGCAGGCCUUUUCUGGGAGGAAGAGCAGUUCUGUCUUGACGAGUUAGAGCUUGAGGUGGUGGGCCGACAUCGAAGUUGAGCUAAUGCCAACACCAAUUUAAUUAUUCGAAAUCUAUGCCUGGGAGAUUAGAAAGGCACACUUCUGGAGAAAGGGGGAGAAUCGGAACAAAUAAGGGAUGAUUUUUGAGGGGAGGCAUAAGCUGAACAGAGACGUGUGUCCACCUCUUUGCGCACAUGCAUGGCCUUUCAUUUUUUACCACAAGCUAUACUUGUAGUGUAAAAUAUCAUGGCAUUGCAACCAGGGCCACCAUUUGUCACAUUUUCAUGACAGAAAUAUGUCCCGGGUUCACAUCCCAGGUAAACACAUGAAAUACCACUUUUGAUCUUGAAGUUGAACCCUACAUUGCCCCAGUAUAUCUCCAACCUAUUUGUUGUCAUGUAAAAACUAUGCAACGGAAGUGCUGUUGGUCAUUACGGAGGUCUGGUAAACAAAGAAAAAAUCCAAUGCCUGUAACGGAAAUUCAAAUUUUCUCAAAAACGCUUUAGCGGGAAAGCGCAGCAAGAAGUCCUUCCUAUAAAUAUUCCAUGGUGUUUCAUUGUCUGAUGAAAAGUGUUUGAACUUUGAACAAUGGAACCUAUGGAGGAGGAAGAAGGCAUAUGUCUUAGAUGAUCAAAUAUAGAAGUAUGAAAUAUUUACACAUUAUAUAAUGAAAUUAUAAGCCUUCUAUCUGUAAUACAGUAUCUAUGGUAUGUGCUCGUCCACGUAUGGAUGGUGUUUCCUCUUAUAGAUAUCACAGUACUGAAAAAAGUGCCAAACUUUAAAUUUGUGUGUACAAUAUGUAGAGAUUACGAUUAAAAUGUGACUGAUUUUGAGCUUUUCAAUAAGCUUCAUAGUGCUUUACAUUGCAUGGGAGUAACGCACCCCACCUGCUACCAUUGUGUACAGUAGCACACCAACCUGGGUGAUGCACAGCAUCCAUUUUAUGCCAGAAAAGCUCACCACACAUUGGCUCUCACAGUGAAAGAGGUGAAUGUCACAGGUAUCAAGUCCCCAUACAUGGAGUACUAGUAUUGUUACUGUAACAUUUUGGUUUUAGAUGAUACUUUAUUUAGUCACAUUAUUUCACCCAGUUGUCUGCCCUCAAGCCAAAUAACUUAUUUUUCCGUGGCAGAAAACUCUUAGCAACAUUUACUGUAAUGUAUUUUCUUCCUAUAGCCACUACUUGUAAUUGAUUUGCUCGAGUUCAGCAUCACAAUACGUAAAUAAAGAUUUGUAACAAC
This is a messenger RNA of Oncorhynchus keta (chum salmon), 9736 nucleotides long. Its product is annotated as caveolae-associated protein 2-like. NCBI's taxonomy places the organism in Eukaryota, Metazoa, Chordata, Actinopteri, Salmoniformes, Salmonidae. The record is from RefSeq and is a predicted model, not a curated record. Bases 251 to 1663 code for a protein of 470 amino acids. The transcript has 2 exons. Gene Ontology annotation, cellular component: cytoplasm; caveola. Gene Ontology annotation, molecular function: protein kinase C binding.